This is a messenger RNA of Girardinichthys multiradiatus, 3250 nucleotides long. It is a transcript of the gene ntan1, whose product is annotated as N-terminal asparagine amidase. The record is from RefSeq and is a predicted model, not a curated record. The coding region runs from base 62 to 1006 and encodes 314 amino acids. The transcript has 11 exons. Gene Ontology annotation, cellular component: nucleus. NCBI's taxonomy places the organism in Eukaryota, Metazoa, Chordata, Actinopteri, Cyprinodontiformes, Goodeidae. Gene Ontology annotation, biological process: ubiquitin-dependent protein catabolic process. Gene Ontology annotation, molecular function: protein-N-terminal asparagine amidohydrolase activity.
CGUAGCAUAGUUUCAAAACAAACAGAAAGACGUACGCAGUUUCCCUAAGUGACGAUGAAGAAUGUCAUUCCGUGAAAACGUUGGCGCUUUAAAACUCUGGAACAGAGAGCUUGACCGCUUCAAAUCAACAGCGGAAGUGUUCGACAAAUAUCCACAUUUACAGGAAAAUGCAGAAGCAUUUCGCUCCAAGCCAGUUGUUGAUGUUGAUCCAAAGCGCCUUCUGUAUGUCCAGCAGAGAGAGUUUGCAGCAACAACACCAGCAGACAACUGUGUUUCGGUCAUUGGAUCGGAAGAUGCUACCACCUGCCACUUGGUUGUGCUGCGACACACUGGUAGUGGAGCCGUCUGCCUCGCUCACUGCGAUGGCUUCAACACCUGGAGUGAGGUCCAGCUCAUUAUAAAAGCUGUCACAUCACUGAGUAACGUCUGUAAUGAAGGAAGGUUUGAGCUGCAUCUUGUUGGAGGGUUUAAUGAUGAUGCAAAAACAUCUCAUAAGCUCAGCCUUAACAUAAUGGCAGCAUUUCAGAAACAGAAGGAGGAUAUUCACCUGGAGACAUGCUGCAUCACAGAGAUGAACAAUGUAGUUGAUAAGGGAAUCCAUAGACCGAUAGUGUAUGGAAUAGGUGUAAAUGUUAAAACAGGGGAAGUGUUCCCUGCCUCAUUCCCUCAUAAAGGACCUGCAGAGGAGUUGCGGUCAGCACGGACCUUUGCUGGCGGAGAGAUGAUCAAUAUUUAUGACUCGAGUAGUGGACUUGUUAAAAUUGGACCAUGCCAGUGGGCUCCUGAUCUGAAUAUUGCCUUCUGGUUGUCACAAAGCGAUGCCACAAUUUUAAAGUACCUGUCCACGUCUCCGAUGGCUGAACCGCCGCACUUUGUCCAGCACAUGAAGUCCACCAUCGAGUUCCUUUUGUCACAUCCAAACUCUGACAGCCUGUUCCCAGGGGGUCAGCCGCAGCUCUACCAGCGGACAGAGAGCGGUACCUGGGAGAGACUUGUCCAGUCAUAAGAGGCCUGUUCCUUUCUCCAACUGAACCUUUAAAUGGGGUCUGAGUGAUUUUGCUGCUUCUCGGCUCAUUUGAAACACUGUGACCCUCUUUACCAUACAUACAAAGUAUUUUAUCAUGGGUCCUGCCCCUGACCGCUCAUCAUAUUGGGUUUUUUCAUUUCCAUUCAGCCUGUCUGAAUCCAGCCAGUUUUGCAAAUCUAGAGACUAAAAUGUUUGCAUUUUCUUUGCAGGACAGCUCAAUCUCACUCAGACUGGAUGGAGAGUUUUUGUGAACAUAAUUUUUCAAGUCUGCAGAUUCUUUUAGAUUAGUGUCUGGACUUUGACUGGGCCAUUCUAACACACUCAUAUGUUCUGAUCUAAAGCAAUACACAACCAAACACACAUCUAAACCACACAACUUAUUUAAAUGGUUAAAUUGCUCCCUUAGCACCUCAGGUUAUGGAGGACCCCUGGUUAUGAACAAGCAUUUCAUUCAGUUGUGUUGAACCUGGAAAAACCUUGAACUAGCAGGAUAGCAGACUUUGAGGACUUACUUUGCACACCACUGGUUUAGGUGGAUAGUCAUGUCUCGACACGUUUACACUUAUACUAUAAUCCAACCCUCCUUUAAACGUCUUCACAACCUCCUCCAUGACCCGUUUGCUGUUCCUCGGUCUUCAUGAUGCUGUUUGUUCACUAUUGUUCUCUAAGAAACCUCUGAGGCCUUCACAGAACAGCUGAAUUUAUGCUCACAGGACCCUAUUUGUUGUUUAGGUGACUUGUGAAGGUGUUUGGUCACUCUGGAUUUUAUUUAGGGGCAUCAGAUAAUAAGUGGCUGUAAAAAAACUGUAUGACACACUUUUCAGAUUUUUAUUGGUUAAAAAAUGUACUAUUUUUCUUUUCCUUCCAGGUCAGAGUUUAACAUUACUUUAUGUUGUUGUGUCUGCCUAAAUUAAUUUGCAAGACACAGUACAUUAGCUCUCCAGGCUCAUCUGAUAACACGAUGUAUCAUGUAUGCAGAUCCACUGUUGUCUUGUACAUGGGUUGAUAUCCAGUGUUGACCAGUUUCAGACUCCAGUCCAAUAGGAGGCGACAUUAGGCAGAUGUUUACACUCCUCUUUUUGAAGUUUUGAGGUAUUUUUCACCACUACUUUGAUGAAUGCUGUGGUCUCUGAGUGAUAAAUAGCACCUUUCACACUAAACAAGCGCCCUUACUGAUUUUCGUUUUUAACUCCUGAUGAUGAAUACACAGAUGAUUCUUGGUCUGCUGUGUUGGUGCCACGUUUUCACGGAGCAUGUUUUGUUGGUGUGAACCAUCACCUGCAGAAGAACCUAACUGAGCCUCUUAAAGGGGUAUGAAGGAAUAAAUAUACCUGACUCUUUCAUAGUUAUAAAUGUCCCCUAGGAUGGUAACACAUUGGCACCUUACAUUAUCCGCUGUGUUGCAUAAAAUAGAGGUUUAUAUUGUUGUUUUUAUGUUUUUUAUUUUUACUUUAAAUGUGAGAUACAUGUUUUCCAUACUGGUUUCCUGACCUGUCUACUAUUAGUAUUUAAACAACAACUGGUUACACUUGUUCAAAUGGUAGUUUUGAUGUAUAUUUGCACAGUGUGAAAUUAACUAUUUCAGCUGCCAAACAUCAGAUCUUGAAGAAACAGAUAUAAUACACUGGAUUUCUCAAAAGAACCAAGAUAUUACCACAAGCAGUACUGUACAGUAAGGUCAUGGAAGGAACAUCCUUUGAUAAAGCCAGCUAUUGAACUUCUAUUUAAUACGAGAGGUGACUGUGGCUCAGCGAGAAGAGUGGUUGACUUGCAAUGCGCUUCCUCCUGCCACCUCAGAUUGCCCACUUUAUUGGUAUGGGUGUGUGUGGGUCUGGGUGAAUGUGGCUCUAGUGUAACCGUGCUUUGAGUGGUCAGUAUGAUUGGAAAGGCGCCAUACAAGUUCAGUCCAUUUAAGUCAAUUUAAACAAUUCUUUGUCUAUGAAUCCAAAACAAACAUCUGUACUGUUGUAAAAUGCACAAAUUUUACAAAUAAUUACAAGUGGUCAGUUUGUUGUAAUAACAAUGCAGAUUUAAAAUAUUUUGUUGUUUCAAAAUGAUAUUUUUCUGUUGAAUUGUACCUUUCAAAAUAGCAUUGUCUAUUAUGGUUGAUCAUGUGCUAUGGAUUCUGCAGUACACUUGGCUAUGAAAAUGUUCAUGUCCAUCAAAAUUUUCUGUAAGGAAUGAUAGGAAUUAUGGUGGAAGGCAUUAAAAAAACUAACUAUA